ACAGGGCCCUACCCCUGCUGUGGGAAUGUUUAGGAACAGAGAGCCUUGGGGGUGCCUGGUCCUAAGGAAAUAUCUCCCUCAGGACUCAGUAGCUCCCCAGGGCAACCCUGACAAGUCUGAGGCAGAGGAUGCCAAAGGCAAACAUGGAUAGGGAGCAUCUGGCAGCACACAUGAAACAGACACAUGGCAGGGCUUCCUCAGCUUCCCUGGGUAGGGAUGCAGAUGCACGGAGAGGCCACUGGGAGCAAACAGCACAGCAGGACCCAGCAAGGCCAUCAGUGUGCAUUGAGUACAACCUCGGCAGCAUGCCAGGGGGGCACAAGCAGAAGGGGACUGUUGUAAAGCAGGUUGUUGUAUCCUUCAAGAGGAAGCCUCCAGAGGAACUGUGCAAGAGCUGCCAGACCCACACCAGGUACAGACAGGCUCCACUCCGGAGAGCCACCCUGCCACAGCAGCAGGAUGACUUGGAGGACAGGGAGCUCCAGCAGCCAGAGAACGAGGGACAGUGCUUCUCCCGGAGGCAGUCAGGGGGGCUCUCUGGCAGACCUGGGCAGGUGAGUGCCAAGGAGGGAAUGAGGCAGCCUAAGACAGGACGAGACAGGAGCAUGAGCCUCCCAUGGACCACACCACAGCAGCCACAAGUGGUAUUUGUGAAGUUUAAGAUGGGCACCAUGAGCAAGAAGGAGGUGCUGGAGCAUCUGGAAGCUCAUGCUUCCACCAGUGAGGCAGUGGCCUUAGCCGAGGAGGAAGAGUGGGAAGAGGGUAUAGACAAAAUGCUGUCCCAGGAGGAGAAGUGGGAAGAUGUAAUCAGCAGACAACUGGACCUGAAACUAAGCAUAAGUGAAGCAACAGCAGCAGGAAUACCUGCAGGACUUACCUACAGAUCCCCUCCCUCCACAGUCAUUGAUGCCCUGGCUCACCAGAGGCGGACAUCCUUCUUCCAGAGCACACCAAGGGCUCUGCACAGGGCCUCCACUGCCACAUACAGUAUAGGAGAGCAGAAGAAGCACCACCCAGGAGACUGCACACCAGCUCUGCUGGACACAGCCCAGUACAUCAGGGGUGAGGUCGUGCGCAAGGCUGUAACUGUGAUCCAGGAAUCCAGUGAGCAGACAGAAGGGCAACAGUACCUGGAAGACAGCAUAGAUGUGUCACUGUCCACACAAGCAGGGGCAGAGAACCAGACAUCUGCCCCCCAAAGCCCCACAGACAAUGGUCUACUGGACACGGCCCAGUACAUCAGGGGUGAGGUCAUACGCAAGGCUGUAACUGUGAUCCGGGAACACAGUGAGCAGAUAGAAGAGCAACAGGACCUGGAAGACAGCAUGGAUGUGUCAUUGGCCACACCAGCAGGGGCAGACAACCAGAUACCUGCCCCCCAAAGCCCCACAGAUGAUGCUCUGCUGGACACAGCCAAGUACAUCAGGGGUGAGAUCAUGCGCAAGGCUAUAAUUGUGUCCCAGGAACUCAGUGAGCAGACAGAAGAGCAACAGGACCUGGAACAAAGUACAGAUGAGGUGACAAAAGCCACAGCCACAACAGAAGGGACAGAGAGCCCAGCAGACGAUGCCCCGCACAGGCCUACAGGUGAUGCCCCUGUUCUGCUGGACACAGCUCAGUACCUCAGGACUGAGGUCGUGCGCAAGGCUGUAAUCAUGACCCAGGAAUCUGUUCUGCAGCUGGAAGAACAGUGGAACCGGGAAGGAAGCAUGGGUGAGGUAAUGGUAGCAACAACCACAACAGCAAAAGGGGCAGAGAGCCCAGCAUUUGUCCCACACCACCCCACACCUGAUGCUCCAAUGCUGUUGGACUCAUCCCAGUACAUCAGUGAAGUCCUGGGCAAGGCUCCACUAUUGGUCCAGAGUCCUGAACAGCAGCCAGAAGAAGAGCAGCACCUGGAACAAGGCACAGAUGAGGUGAUUAGAGCAACAGACACAGUAGCAGGGGCAGAGAACCCAGAACAUGCCCUGCACAGCCCCACAGACAAUGUCCCCAUUCUGCUGGACGCAGACCAGUACACCAGGGCAAAAGUCCUGGGCAAGGGUGUAACUGUGAUCCAGGGAACCAGCCAACAGCCAGAAGAACUGAGGGACCUGGAACAAGGCACAGAAGAGGUGAUGAGAGCAACAGCCACAGCAGCAGAGGUAGAGAUUCUGGCAGAUACCUUGAACAGCCCCACGAGCAGUGCUCCAGCUCUAUUGGACACAGCCCAGGACAUCAGGGCUGAGGUCCUGGGCAAGGCUGCUCCAUUGAACCAGAGCUCCAAACAGCAUCCAGAAGAACAGCAGAAACUGGAAAAACGUACAAAUAACAUGGUGAGAGCAACAGCCACAGCAGCAGGGACUGCUCCAACGGCCAGAAGAACAGCUGGACCAGAAAGGAAGUACGGACGAGGCACCGGAAGGACCAACCUCAUCAGCAGGGCCAGAGAGCCCAGCAAACGUCCCCCAAAGCCCCACAGCUGA
Molecule: messenger RNA, 2465 nt
Organism: Empidonax traillii (willow flycatcher)
Lineage: Eukaryota; Metazoa; Chordata; Aves; Passeriformes; Tyrannidae
Exons: 2
Coding region: 129-2465 (778 amino acids)
Source: RefSeq, a predicted model, not a curated record